AUGCGCUGCUCCAAGUGCCUUCUCUGCCUGUCAGCUCUGCUCACGCUCCUGGGCCUCAAAGUGUACAUCGAGUGGGCGUCUGAGGCUCGGCUUAGCAAGGCCUACCCAGGACCCCGGGGCACCCCACCAGGCCCCACGCCAGCCAGCUCUGAGCCCACCCUGCCUGCCAACCUCUCAGCCCGCCUGGGCCAGACCGGGGCGCUGCCCUCUGCUUACUGGAACCAGCAGCAGUGGCGGCUGGGAACUCUGCCCAGUGGGGAAAGCACUGAGGCAGGGGGCUGCCAGGCUUGGGGGGCUGCUGCCGCCACUGAGAUCCCUGACUUCGCCUCCUACCCCGAGGACCUCCGCCGCUUCCUGCUGUCGGCAGCCUGCCGUAGCUUCCCACAGUGGCUGCCUGCAGGUGGUGGUGGCCAAGUGGCCAGCUGCUCAGUGACAGGCGUCCCCUACCUGCUGUUGGCUGUCAAGUCCGAACCAGGGCGCUUCGCAGAACGACAGGCUGUGAGGGAGACGUGGGGCCGUCCAGCUCCUGGGGUCCGGCUACUCUUCCUGCUGGGGUCUCCAGCAGGUCGGGGGGGCCCUGACCUGGGCUCACUGGUUGCCUGGGAGAGCCGCCGCUACAGUGACCUGUUGCUCUGGGACUUCUUCGAUGUCCCCUUCAACCAGACACUCAAGGACCUCCUGCUGCUGGCCUGGCUGGGCCGCCACUGCCCUGACGUGACCUUUAUCCUGCAAGCUCAGGAUGAUGCCUUUGUGCACAUCCCCGCCCUGCUGCAACACCUGAGGGGCCUGCCCCCAACCUGGGCCCAAGGCUUGUACCUGGGUGAGGUCUUUACCCAGGCCAUGCCCCUCCGGAAGCCUGGAGGACCCUUCUAUGUGCCUGGGUCCUUCUUUGAGGGUGGCUACCCGGCUUAUGCCAGCGGGGGUGGCUAUGUCAUUGCUGGGCGCCUGGCACCCUGGCUGCUGCAGGCGGCAGCCCGUGUGGCACCCUUCCCUUUCAAUGACGUCUACACAGGCCUGUGCUUCCGCGCGCUAGGUCUGGUGCCCCGGGCUCACCCAGGUUUCCGCACAGCCUGGCCUGCAGACAGUGCCACUGACCCCUGCGCUCUCCGUGACCUGCUGCUGGUCCGGCCCCUCAGCCCCCAGGAUAGCAUCCGGCUCUGGAAACACCUAAAGGACCCACAGCUCCAGUGCUGA
Molecule: messenger RNA, 1194 nt
Organism: Orycteropus afer afer
Lineage: Eukaryota; Metazoa; Chordata; Mammalia; Tubulidentata; Orycteropodidae
Gene: B3GNT8
Product: UDP-GlcNAc:betaGal beta-1,3-N-acetylglucosaminyltransferase 8
Exons: 1
Coding region: 1-1194 (397 amino acids)
Cellular component (GO): membrane
Molecular function (GO): protein N-acetylglucosaminyltransferase activity
Source: RefSeq, a predicted model, not a curated record